This is a messenger RNA of Solea solea (common sole), 5702 nucleotides long. RefSeq names its product zinc finger protein 687b (gene znf687b). The transcript is spliced from 10 exons. NCBI's taxonomy places the organism in Eukaryota, Metazoa, Chordata, Actinopteri, Pleuronectiformes, Soleidae. The record is from RefSeq and is a predicted model, not a curated record. Bases 73 to 4338 code for a protein of 1421 amino acids.
GGAAGCGCAGCAUUUUCAGCUGAAAACGAGCUAGGAUAGUCGGGAAUCGCAUAUCCAGGAGUCAAUCCCGGUAUGGGGGACAUGAAGACCCCAGAUUUUGAUGACCUGUUGGCAGCAUUUGACAUUCCUGACAUAGAUGCCAAAGAGGCCAUCCAGUCUGCUCCUGACGAGGCUGAGGGACCCCAUGGAACUACAGGGACACCUCUGGGAAAACAGGAUAGUGUGGUUGGUGUCGGGUCUUCCUUGAGGCCUCCAAGUCCAUCUGACACUCAGGCUGACACAUCUAUUGUCAGCGUUAUUGUGAAGAAUAAAGUGCGCAUCGAAACCGUAGAUGAAGGUGAGGGAGAUGCAGACCAGGACCCCAUUGACGUGAUCACAGGGGUCGAUGUGGGUCCACGACUUGGUGCUUGUGCCCCUGGAAUGACUGAGUCGGAAGCUCUAAAUCACAAUGGUUUUGGGGCAUCUGGUGUCUCCACACCGCUUCCUCUCAGCCAGGCCCAGUCCAAUGGUGCGCCAUGGUCAAUGAGCACCUCUAAAGUGUCUUCAGAAGUAUCUGGUGUCGCGAAGUCUCACAAGCAGGGUGGCAACAUUUUCAACAGACUGAAGCCGCUUGUGGCGCAGGGGUCUGGAGAUCCAGUGGGCCGGGCCAGGAAGAUGCAGCUCUUACAGCAGCAACACCAGCAGCAGCAGGACACAGGCCAAGAGAGGGCAGAUGGGGUCAAAGCAUCAUUACCUUCAUCCUCCUCUCUGUCAGUCGGGUCAUCUCCAUUGGCUGCAGCUGGGCCUGUUGGACUAGCAUCGCCUUUCUUUCCACCUUCAAAGCCUCGGCUUCCAUCACCACCCUCUGCCCUCUCAUCACACCCGCUGCACUCAUCUCAGCCUUUUAACGGAGCUCCCAAAAGUAGCCCUGCUGGAUUUCAGCACCAGUCAAUAGAGGAGGAUGAUUCUGACCCUGAUUUGGGAAGUCCACUGGUCAUUCAAGAAACCCCAGACUCCCCAGCUUGCACUCAACUGAGCCAAUGUUUCAAGGCUGACUCUGUCUCAACACAGCCCACAUCCUCCACUUCAACUCACCCUAAACAUGGGGACGCACCCGCCGGUGCUUCACUGAGUUCCUCGACCCCCCAGACUGCCUCAACAGAGAGUCCCCAGCUUGAGGACAGGCAUCCAGAGCAUGUUAUAGAGGAGAGAGACUCUCCAGAGAGUCCUGAACCAGAGAUACCAAAAUCAACUGCUCAAGUCAACAAGAGGUGCUCCAGCCCUGCAGUGGCCUCCACUCCACCUCCUUCAGAACUACGAGAGCCUAAAGAGGAGGAGGAGGAGAUGGAGGUAGGUAAUGGUAUAGAUAGGGUUGUUGAUGGCAAAGUGGACAAGGGAGAAAAUGAGAGAACAAGUGAUGAAAAAAUGGAGGUGGAUGAUGGCAAGUCUAAACCCCUGUCCACUGAUGGAGGAGAAGGAGGCAAUACUGCACCCGCUGUGUCUGGAGCUCCAUCCAGACCCCUGAAAGUCAGAAUAAAAACAAUUAAAACCUCCACAGGUGGAAUCACUAGAACUGUCACAAGGGUAGCACCCAAAGGUGGUGCUGCAGCAGCAGGUUUGGAUGCGAAAAAUCAAACUGGGGAGCGAAAGGUACUGGGAAACAAGGCCCAAAAACUUGAAACUGGUCAAAUGACAUCCCAGAAAGUAAGUGCUCUCAAUGCACUGCCCGUGUCUACACUCGCAGCCAGCAGCGUCAUGCUUGCUGCUGCCACAAAGGUCCAAAACAAACUGGCUGCAUCCGACAAGACCAAGGUUUCUGCCACUGCUGUAAGCAUCACCAAAUCUGCCGCCCUGCCCGUAACUCCAGCUGUGACCUCCUCCCCCAAGUUCUCUGUUGCUGCUGGAGGGAUCAGCGUACGCACGGCCACUAAUAAGACAGCUAACGGAGGCAGCGGCACCCUCUCGCCAAACAAACCUGCCUCAAUCGUCAACAGCACAGGCGCCGUCAUCUCCCGCAGUCAGUCAAGCCUGGUUGAGGCUUUUAACAAAAUUCUGAACAGUAAGAACCUUUUGCCAAGCUACAAGCCAGACCUCUCAGCUCCUCCGCCACCUGAGUGGGGUCUCCCACUCCCUGCCACAGGGUACCGGUGCCUGGAGUGCGGAGAUGCUUUCGCCCUGGAGCGCAGCCUGGCGCGACACUACGACAGACGAUCACUACGCAUCGAGGUGACCUGCAACCACUGUGCUAAGAGACUGGCCUUCUUCAAUAAGUGCAGCCUGCUGCUGCACGCCAGGGAGCACAAAGAGCGUGGUCUGGUCAUGCAGUGCUCACACCUGGUCAUGAGGCCUGUCACCGUGGAGCAGAUGAUUGGACAGCAGGACAUAACACCCAUUGGUGGCCUGCUCUCCUCUUCGUCCUCCUCUCCUCCAGUCUCCUCUCCCUCUACCACAAUCGGGGGCUCCACCAUCUCCACCAACUCCAGCCCGUUGAAGGACGCUUCGUCUCCAGCAGCAUCGCAGCCUCGGCCUGUCCGCCGCGCACCGCAGGGUCCACAAGCCCUGAUGCCUCUGCCCUGUAAGAAGGCCGAGGGGCUGCAGUACAACAACUUCAAAUGUGCCGAGUGCCAAACACAAUUCUCUGGCAAGGCUGAGCUGGUCACCCACUUCCAGCAGAUCAGAGCUGUUCCAAAUUCAACAUGUACACAGUGCUCGCCUCCCAUGAUGCUGCCAAACUCGUGCGCUGUGGCCGCUCACCAGAGGAUCCAUAAACACCGGGCGCCCCACGUCUGUCCCGAGUGUGGUGGUACUGCCCGGCAGGCCACUUUCCAGACCCACUUGGAGGAGGCAUGUCUGCACUUUGCCAGGCGCAUCGGCUACAGGUGCUCGAGCUGCCAGGUUGUGUUCGGAGGGCUGAACUCCAUCAAGUCUCACAUUCAAACCGCUCACUGCGAGGUCUUCCACAAGUGCCCCAGCUGCCCCAUGGCCUUCAAGUCUUCCCCCAGCGCCCAGAGUCACAUCAGCACCCAGCACCCAACACUUACAGGAGGACAGGCCAAAAUGAUCUACAAGUGUGUGAUGUGUGAUACGGUUUUUACCCAAAAACCCCUGCUGUACAUGCACUUUGACACUCAUUUAGCCAAGCAGAAAGUGCAUGUGUUCAAGUGUCCUGACUGCACGAAGCUCUACGCACAGAAAGGCUCAAUGAUGGAGCAUAUUAAGACCACUCACCGAGGCCCAGCAGCCAAACAGGAGUCUCAGUCUGAUGCGUCUAAUCCGGCCUCUGCCCCCGCCAACAUAUCCAGUCCCUCCAGCCUCAAGUCGAAGCCCUCGGGAAAGCCCGACAACUCGGACGGCGAGGACUGGGGUCGGGAACAGGAGGAGGAAGACGAUGAGGAUGACGACGAUGACGACGCGGACGAGGACUACGCGGCUCCGGGGAGUCGCUCAAACACCCCGGGGGGCAGCGGACAUCCCAGCGGUCAGACUGAGUGGACCUGCCCUCAGUGUCAGAGCACCUUCACCGACAACGAAGAGUACCUGGCUCACGUGAAGAUGGAGCACGGCAAGUUUCCCUGUGGCAUUUGUGGCGGGACGUUCAGCACGUCCUCCAGCCUCAGGCGCCAUGAGCGCGUCAUUCACGAGGGCAACAAACGAGUCUUCCAUUGCCAAUACUGCACAGAAGGCAAACGCACCUUUGGUAGUCGGUUCUUACUGGACAAACAUGUUCGGCUUCACCACAGAACCACAGACGGACAGGGUCCCCCCAUGACCAGGAAGCGAGCAGCCACUGGGGGAGAAGGUCCAGGUUGCUCCUCAGAACAUGAGGGUGAGGGUGCACCACCUGGAGUCAGAGCAGGCGACGAGGAAGAAAACGCCACAGAGGACGGCGAGGAAGGCAGAGGCCCUGCUAAGAGAACCCGGGUGUCCGUGGUGACAACAUCACUAAGCGAGUUAGAAGAGGAAGACAAUGUUUUCCGCUGCGUUCCCUGCGGCUUCUCCACCGAGGACGGGGCAGAGUUUCAGCGGCACAUCCCCCAGCAUCGGGCCGACACGGCCUCGUUCCAGUGCCUGCAGUGCGGCGUCUGCUUCGCCUCCGCCGGCUCCCUUGGCAGACACCGCUUCAUCACUCAUCGCGUGCGGGACACCCAGAGCGACACGGAGCGGGGCACCGCGCGCCCUCACGGCUCUCCGGAUGGCUCUCCCGCCGGCUCCCCGCAGGCACUGGGCGAGGACGGCGACGGGAACCUGAUCUGCAGGGUGUGCGGGCGACGUUUCGACAAGGCCGCGGACCUCAACACUCACUUCAGGACCCACGGCAUGGCCUUCCUCACCGCACACAAGACGGACAAGCCCCAGUAGAGGCGGAGCUGCUGGUCUGAGACUGACAGAUCAUCUACAACCAGGAGGAGGCGGAAAAAAAAAAAAGAAAGAAUGUUAAUCCUGUUAAAACAGAGCUGCUUCCUCUGUUGUUUUUUUUAGCUACAGUAAAUCUAUAGCACCUCUUCUGUGUGAUUGUAUCUGCAUGUUUGAUCAUGUUACCGGUCACUUAACUGAAAAAUCCACGUGAUCACGGAACAGCUCCGGAGAGAAAGCAUUUCUAUAUCAUUUUUACUGUCGCUAAAAAUGUGUCGUUCCAUCGCAUCACUCGCAUCGCUGUCACGAGUGAAGCCACUGACCUGUUCCUUCAUGUAACACACACACACACAUUUUAACCCAUGCAUACACCUCCCACUGUAACCAUGGUAGCUGUAGUGCUGAUACUUUUGUACUUCACUGUUCACUGUAUUUGUUUUUGUUUCAAGUCCUUGCUCUUUUCUGGCUUUGGACCGGUUCUAACGGCGCCAGCUGCUGCUAAAACCGAUGCCAAGCUUCAGUUUCCAUGCAUUUGUCACACGACGGGGAGUGUUUGUAGAAUUUGACACUGAUUUUUUUAUUUUUAUUUUGAUAUAGUAUUUAUUUAUAUGAAACAGUACUGCUCUUGGUAUUUGUGAGUCAGUUUGAGUCAAAUCUUAUAGACACAGUGUGAUAUUCCUGCAGCAGAAACACGAGACGCGAGACUUGGCAGGUGUGUCACUAGGAGACGAGGUUACUGGAGACCUGUAACCUGUGUAGUGUGCGUAACGUGUGGUGAUGUUAGUCUUUAAGCUAGAAGAAGAGAGGUCAGGCUUCCUGCCAGUAGUAUGUGUACGAGUUUUGCCAUGUAAAUACAUAUAAUUACACUAAAAAAAAGAACGCAUUCUGGUUUUAGUAACUUGAUAUGUGAAUACGUAUAGUAUUUGUACUUGUACUGUUUCUUUUUUUUUUCCCCCCAACACAAUUUGAAGUUUAACAAAAAAAAAAAGAAUCUCCCCCUGAGGUAGCUAUACAUUGUAAUUACAAAGCAGAGUGAGACUGUGGGGGUUGUGUUGUCUUAAUGUGUAUGAAUACAAAUGUUUAUCUCUUGAGAUGGUUCUUUUUUUUUUUUCUUUCUUUUUCUACUACAGAAUCCGUGCUUGCCGUAGUCACGUUUUCCAAAAAACAGCCUUCGAGGUCACAUGAUGGAGGCCAUUGAGUGGAUUUUUUUUGUUUGUUUGUUUGUUUGUAUCUUUUAUAUGUCAUACUAUCAUAUUUAUAUAGCUCAAUAGUGGAAAUUUCAUGUCAUUUUUCAUUUUCCAUGGUUGUGGUCUGCUUGCUGAAAUGCCAUACACUUUUGUGCCGUUUCAAAAUAAAUGUGUAAAAGAAGA